AUGACGACAAGAGCGAAAGGGAAGCAGACCAUGCUCACCGAAGCAGAGCGUCAAGAGCAGUAUAACAAGUUGAGGGAGGAGGAGCUUCGCUGCAAGGCGAUGCAGGAGAAGCUCCGUGCCCAGCGGCUGCAGCUCGAGAAAUUGCAGGCACCACCACCACCACCACCACCGCAGAAGGAGAUGACCGGGGUCAACCCGCGGCAACAAGAACCACCAAGGUUCCGCUCAAAAUUCGUGCCGGUCGAAGAGAUUUCUGACCAUUCUGAGUCAGACGGCGAAGAGCGUUACCAAAGAAGGCAUCAAAGAAUAUCACCAUUGUCCGAAGAGCUGGAGGAGGUGCAGUGGCCUCAUCGCCUCAACCCAGCAAUAUUGCCGCAGUUCGAUGGGGAGUCGGACCCCGAAGAGUUCCUCCUCAAAUACGAAGCCACCAUUGAAGCAUCAGGAGGAGGCACCGCGUGUAAAGUGAAGGCGCUCGUCCUUGCAUUGAAGGGCUUGGCGCAGCGUUGGUAUGCAAACAUCCCACCAGGAACCAUUCUGUCUUGGAAGCAGCUUCACCUCGAGUUAUGUGCAAGUUUCCGUGCCGUGAGGCCCGACGAAGUCACAUCUUGCGAUUUUCACGAUCUAAAGCAAGGAAACAUGACCUUGCAAGAAUAUCUUCAGAGUGUCAUGAAGAUUCGCGCAAGAGCACCAAAUGUUGCUGACCAGAGCAUCAUCGAUUCGGUGGUGAAGGGGAUCAACCUGGGACCAUGCGCAGAAUACAUAUCCCGGCGCAAGCCGAAGACACUCACAAAGCUGUUCAAGAUAAUGCAAGAAUGUUGCAUAUCUGACCAUGCGAAGAGGAGAAGGCUUGAGGAGAAGAACGAGCAGAAGAAGUCGCGAAACAGUGAGAGGUCCCAUUCAAAACCGUGGCACGCUGACGAGCCGAAGCAGAAAAGAACAGUGAACAACGUGUCCGAAGAAGGACCCCGAGAGCACAGACACCAUCACAGGGGCAAAGGCGAGAGGGACCGUCACAAAGAACGAUCCAACCACGAUGAUCGUCACCAGCGUGAAGAACGACACAACAAAGGCCGAAGAGACAGCGGCGGUCGAAGAGAGAAAAUUCCAUUCUGUUUCUUCCACGGCAAGGACAAAGGCCACUGGACAAAUGAAUGCCCCUUCGCCAUUGAAAGGAAAGAAGAGUUUGAUCGGCAGAAUUCCCAGCCAGCGAAGCCAGUCAAUCAUACCUCGCAGUUGCCACCUCAGUCUUCGGCAACGGCAACCACUUGGGCUCCUACACCAAAUUGGCCGGUGUCAUACCCAGUUUUCAAUUACAACCCGCUACCGUAUGCACCACCUCCGCAACAUUCAAUACCAAUGCUACCACCUCCGCAGUACAGUCAGACAUGGGCCAGAAGCUCAAUACCAUUGUCUUGCGACACAACAAAUCUACCUCCACCUCCGAAACUUGAGCCGGGGCAGAUUCCAGAGCGAGCAAUCGAUGCACCUUCGGGCAGCAGGGUGAACAUCAUCAACGCCACCUUUGGAGGAUCUAACGAACCAGUGCUUGAGACGAAGAGGCAGCGCAAUGAGUACUUCAGAACAGUUUCUCAUGUCAGCGAGGGCAAAUGCUUCCGAACAACUUGGUCGCAUGUCCCGAUAUCCUUCACACAGGCAGACCUUCGGCUGCAACACUACCCACAUAAUGACCCUCUCAUCAUAAGGGCCAACAUCGGCAAGAAUUCAAUGCACUUCGCAGGGAACGAUGUAGGGAGAAUACUGGUGGACAAUGGGAGCUCCGCAGGCAUCCUCGUAUGGCAGUGCUUUGUAAAAAUGGGCUUCACGGAAACAGCCCUGCACAAGUCACAGUAUCCGCUCAUUGGCUUCGGAGGCAAGAGAAUCGAAGCUCUGGGCAAGAUAGAGCUCAAUGUCACAUUCGGCGAAGGAGCAGCACAAAGAACCGAAGCAAUAACCUUUGAUGUAGUUGACAUCAAUUACCCAUAUAACGCCAUCUUCGGGUGCAACACCUUGGUUAAAUUUGCAGCAGUGAUUCAUCAGUCCUAUUUAUGCAUGAAGUUACCUUCGGCCGGAGGAAUUGUCACAGUCUUCGGCAACCAGGAAGAAGCAAGAAGAUGCGAAGACAAUGCAUCAAUCGGCAACAAGAAUGUCCAUGUCAUUGAAACACCAAAUGAGGACAAUGAGGCCACAAACAGUGAAGAGACAGAGAAGUCAGGGGGAGUAUCCCCGGCAGAACACACGAAGAAGGUGCCACUGUGCGAAGAUGAGCCCGACCGAAUGGUGCUCAUCGGAAAAGGGCUCGAAGAGGCCGAAGAAGCCAGGCUUAUACAGUUUCUUCGCAACAAUCAAGACGUGUUUGCUUGGUCCUCGUCGGAUCUGCGAGGGGUCAGUCGAGAGGUCAUCGAGCAUGAGCUCAGGGUGAACCCGAAGGCAAAACCAGUAAAGCAGGGACAAAGGACAAUGUCCGAAGAAAGGCAGAAAGCGGCUCAGGCCGAGGUGCAGAAAUUGCUCGACGCGGGCGUCAUCCGCGAGGUCCAGUACCCGGAGUGGCUAGAAAAUGUUGUCAUGGUACCGAAGAAGAACGGGAAGUGGCGAAUGUGCAUUGACUUCACAAUCUUGAACAAGGCAUGCCCGAAGGACGAAUACCCACUACCACGAAUUGACACCCUGGUCGAUGCAGCAGCUUGCUCGGAGAUGCUCAGUAUGUUGGAUUGUUUCUCUGGUUAUCACCAGAUAUUCAUGAAUAAGGCAGACGAAGAGAAGACCAGUUUCACCACCCCCUUCAGGACAUAUUGCUACGUGAGAAUGCCGGAGGGCCUCUGCAAUGCCGGAUGUACUUUUAACAGAAUGAUCAAGAAGGCGCUGAAAGGCUCAGGCAACUUCGAAUGGGGUGAAGAGCAGGCAAAGGCCUUCGAAGACCUCAAGCAGUACAUUGAGAAGUUGGCAGUCAUGUCCAGCCCUUCGGAGAAGGAGUUGCUGUUAGACAUCUCCACAUCAGGUGCAGCCAAUACGAAGGCCUUCUCUUGGGUCUUCGAAAAGCAAGAGCGCUGGGCGCACGAAGAUUAA
Panicum virgatum (switchgrass) is the source of this 3063-nucleotide messenger RNA. RefSeq lists its product as uncharacterized. Lineage: Eukaryota; Viridiplantae; Streptophyta; Magnoliopsida; Poales; Poaceae. The coding region runs from base 1 to 3063 and encodes 1020 amino acids. The record is from RefSeq and is a predicted model, not a curated record. The transcript is spliced from 3 exons.